This is a messenger RNA of Camelina sativa (false flax), 671 nucleotides long. RefSeq names its product classical arabinogalactan protein 1. Lineage: Eukaryota; Viridiplantae; Streptophyta; Magnoliopsida; Brassicales; Brassicaceae. The record is from RefSeq and is a predicted model, not a curated record.
AGUUUCGUACAAACUACAAAGCAAAGGCAAAAACCAAAACCCAGCUUAAACUCGAAUCUCUCUCUCUCUCUCUCUCUUUUUAUAAACAAUGGCUUUCUCUAAAUCUCUAGGGUUUGUUAUCCUCGCCGCUCUUUUGAUCUCUUUCACGGUUGCUCAAUCUCCUACUCCAGCUCCAGCUCCAUCUCACGGCAGAGGAAGACGGAUCUCUUCGCCAGCUCCUUCUCCUAAGAAGGCCACUACUCCUUCCCCUAAGGUUUCGCCUACUCCUUCUCCAACGCCUUCCGCAUUGACUCCAGAUUCAUCCGCUUCGCCUCCAUCUCCUCCUUCGGCUGAUUCUCCUAUCUCUGAGUCGCCGGAGGCUUUAUCUCCCUCUGCGAUCCCCGAUUCUCCCACUGAAGCUCCUGGUCCUUCUCAGGGCGCCGCCGUUUCCAACACUUACGGUGUCUUCGGAUCUGUGGCCGUUAUGUUAACCGCUGCCGUUUUGGUUAUCUAGAAGCUUCUUUUCUUAUUUUAUUAUUUAUUUUAUUUAUUCUAAGAUAUAUAUUACCUUCUUAUUUUGAGUUUUUGCUUAGAGAUGAUUCCUUUUUUUUUAUAUUUAGAAUAUUUUCUUUGUUUCCUAUGAGCGUUGUAUCUAUCUACAUCCAAUAUUUAUUUUAUCUAUGAUUAUUUUA